Calliphora vicina (urban bluebottle blowfly) is the source of this 814-nucleotide messenger RNA. Its product is annotated as glutathione S-transferase 1-like. Gene Ontology annotation, biological process: glutathione metabolic process. Lineage: Eukaryota; Metazoa; Arthropoda; Insecta; Diptera; Calliphoridae. The coding region runs from base 77 to 745 and encodes 222 amino acids. Gene Ontology annotation, molecular function: glutathione transferase activity. The record is from RefSeq and is a predicted model, not a curated record. The transcript has a single exon.
CAGAACUGUAAGAUCAGUUUCUCAAGAUCAGGCUGCAGAUACAGUCAGUCGUUUAGUUCGUAACAUAAAAAACAAAAUGCCUAAAUUAACUUUGUAUGGUUUGGAUCUUAGUCCACCACACCGUGCCUGUGUUUUAACCCUGAAAGCAUUAAAUUUACCAUUUGAAUACAAAUCCGUUAAUUUUCUAGAGAAGCAACACUUGACCGAAGAUUAUCUGAAAAAGAAUCCUCAACACACUGUGCCCACAUUGGAAGAUGACGGUCACUUUAUUUGGGAUUCUCAUGCCAUCAUCACUUACCUGGUGAGCAAAUACGGCAAAGAUGAUACUCUCUAUCCCAAGGAUUUACUGAAGCGCGCCCUAGUUGAUCAACGUUUGCAUUUCGAAAGCGGUGUAGUAUUCACAGGCAGUUUGCGUAACAUCACAUGUCCUUUGAUCAUGAAGAAUGAGACAAGAAUUCCACAGCACAAAAUCGAUGCCAUUGUUGAGACCUACGACUUUUUGGAAGUUUUCCUCAAGGACUCCCCAUAUGUGGCUGGUGAUCAUUUGACAGUUGCCGAUUUUAGUAUCGUAUCAACCGUUACUACGUUGGUGGCAUUUGUUGAAAUUGACAGUGCAAAAUAUCCAAAAGUAACCGCCUGGAUCAAGCGCUUGGAAGCCCUUCCUUACUAUCAUGAAGCCAAUGCUGUUGGUAACAAAAUAUUUGUGGAUAUUAUUAAAUCCAAGAAUUUCACAAUUGUAGAAUAAGUCUUAUUGCUGAAUGUUAUCUUAUUUCCCUAAAUAAUGUAAAAUAUUUUAAAUGUAAUAAUAUUUUAU